GGCCGGACGGGGCGGGCGUGUUGGCCCCGCCAUGAGCAGCAGCGCGGUCCCCGCGGCGCGGCUCUGCCGCCUGGAGCGGGGGCCGGACGGGUACGGGUUCCACCUGCACGGCGAGAAGGGCAAACCGGGCCAGUUCAUCCGGCUGGUGGAGCCGGGCUCACCGGCGGAGCGCUCGGGGCUGCGCGCCGGGGACCGGCUGCUGGAGGUGGAUGGCGAGAACGUGGAACGGGAGAGCCAUCAGCAGGUGGUGGAGCGCAUCCGCGCCGCCGCCGGGGCCGUCAGCCUGCUCGUCGUGGACUCGGCGGCCGACGAGCAGCAGCAGAAGCACGGCGGGGCGGUCACCGAGCCCCCCGUGAGCAGCGGGCAGGCGGCCCCGGAGCCGGCGGAGCCCGCGGCGAGAGAGCCCAGCGGCGGGCAGCGGGAGGAGCUGCGGCCCCGGCUGUGCCGCAUGAAGAAGGGUCCCAAUGGCUACGGCUUCAACCUGCACAGCGACAAGAGCCGCCCAGGGCAGUACGUCCGUGCUGUGGACCCCGACUCGCCAGCCGAGGCAGCAGGGCUGGCCCCCCAGGACCGCAUCAUCGAGGUGAAUGGGGUGUGCAUGGAGGGUAAGCAGCACGCUGACGUGGUGGCAGCCAUCAAGGCGAGUGGCGAUGAGACCAGGCUGCUGGUGGUGGACGUCCUCACCGAUGAGUUCUUCAAGAAGUGCAAGGUGGUGCCCUCGGAGGAGCAUCUCACAGGUCCCUUGCCAGAGCCAGUUGUCAAUGGCGAUGUAGGGAAGGAAAACGGUGCAGAGCCACGGUCCAGCUCUGUGUCCGAGAGCCCGUCCAGCCCCGGGCCAUUGGCCACAUCCCCUAACUCCAGCGAUACCCACAGCAAGUCUGACACACAGGAGGGUGACAAGCGCCAUUCAGCAUCCGGCUCCCUCCUGGACCUCGACAUCCCACUGGCAGUGGCCAAGGAGCGGGCACACCAGAAGCGCACCAGCAAACGGGCUCCCCAGAUGGACUGGAGCAAGAAAAAUGAACUGUUCAGCAACCUGUGAGGGUCCUAUGGCCCCCCCUGGCCUCGCACCCACCUCUUCUGCAUCCUCUCUCUGUGCUCCAUGGGGUACAGGCCUGCUUCCCAUCACCUUGGCUGGAGCAAUGGGGCUCAGUGGCCAAUGGGCAUCCCGGCAGUGGGGUCCUGAUGGGGGUUUGGGGCUAGAGAGAGCCAGGGGGUGCUGGGGGUGCCCCCUCUUAUGAGCCUCUUUUUGGGAUGCUCCUCUAGCCCUGCUCACCCUGGUAGGCACAAGUGGGGACCGGGGGGGGGGGAAUCAAGGACUCGGGGUGACCUGAUACCAAACACUUCCUGCUGUUCCCUGGUUCUUCCUCCCAUCCCAAACAAAGCCCAUCUCCCUUUGAGUCAUCCCCCCCCCUGCUUUUGCCCUUUAGCUCCAAAACCUGAGGCUUUGAGUGACUUUUAGCAUCCCCAAGCCACUGACCACAGCGGUUCGGCCCCUGCCUUGGUGAGCUCCGUCCAUGAUACCCAUGUCCCUUUGUCCCUCUGGCUGCAGGGAGGGACACGGGUGCCCAGUAUGGUGGGGAGCCCCCAGCACCCUGCCCCUGGGGCUGUUUUGGGAGAGGAGAGGGUGUCCAGAGCCAGCACAGCAAGCAAUAAUCACCUCCCUUGCUCCUGCUCACUCCUGGAGACAGAGCUGAUCAGGGUUUGAAUCCAACACUGUGUAAUUUAAAGGCUUCUCAAUAGACUCUUGGGUUUUUUUCUCUCCAAAAUAAGAGUUUUCCAAUCACACUGUUUUUUUUUCUUUCUUUUUUUUUAAUGUAUUUUGUGGAAAUUCUUCCUGUGGAUGUUUUGUUUCUGUGUGUUGCGAUCGGGUGUUGUUGUACUGUCAAGCUAAAGAGAAAUCCUGGUUACUGGAAUAAACCUUCCUGACUUCCC
Molecule: messenger RNA, 1935 nt
Organism: Melopsittacus undulatus (budgerigar)
Lineage: Eukaryota; Metazoa; Chordata; Aves; Psittaciformes; Psittaculidae
Gene: NHERF1
Product: NHERF family PDZ scaffold protein 1
Exons: 6
Coding region: 32-1042 (336 amino acids)
Biological process (GO): protein localization to plasma membrane
Cellular component (GO): apical plasma membrane
Molecular function (GO): protein-membrane adaptor activity; signaling receptor binding
Source: RefSeq, a predicted model, not a curated record